UUCCCUACUCUGCGAAUCAUCACAGUAGUGACGGAAUUAUUUGGUCAGACUCACUUACUACUUGUUUACAAUUUUUUUUUUUUCCUUUCUUUUCUUUAUUUUUUUUCUAUUCAAAGGGUGAUUAAAUAAUUACAAUAAAAACACCUGUAAAAAUGACAGAAAUUAAAAAAGAUGAUGUUGUUAAAAUACUUCAUACUUAUCCACUUUGUAGGAAAUGUGAUAUGACUGAUGAAAUGAAACAAGAAGCGAUGGAAUUAUGUGUAACUGCUGCUGAAAAAUAUGCUGAUAAUUAUGAGAGUGUAUCACGUAUGAUUAAAGAAACAAUGGAUAAAAAAUUUGGUGCAUCAUGGCAUACAGUUGUUGGUGAAGGAUAUGGAUUCGAAAUAACUUAUCAACUUAAACAUCUUCUUUACAUGUUUUGUGCUGGUAAUCUUGCAAUUUGCAUUUGGAAAUCUGCAUAAUAAUUAUAUAUAUAAAUUUAUCAUUAAUUUAUUGAACAUUGUACCUUAAAUAAUUUAAUCAAAAUAACAAGUAUUAUUAUUAUUUAAAAUAAUCUCAGGCAAGAAAAAAAAAAAAAAAGUUA
Aphidius gifuensis is the source of this 583-nucleotide messenger RNA. RefSeq names its product dynein axonemal light chain 4-like. Gene Ontology annotation, biological process: microtubule-based process. Gene Ontology annotation, cellular component: dynein complex. The record is from RefSeq and is a predicted model, not a curated record. NCBI's taxonomy places the organism in Eukaryota, Metazoa, Arthropoda, Insecta, Hymenoptera, Braconidae. Gene Ontology annotation, molecular function: dynein light intermediate chain binding; dynein intermediate chain binding. The coding region runs from base 153 to 461 and encodes 102 amino acids. The transcript has 2 exons.